Phyllotreta striolata is the source of this 942-nucleotide messenger RNA. Lineage: Eukaryota; Metazoa; Arthropoda; Insecta; Coleoptera; Chrysomelidae. The record is from the annotation of a GenBank genome assembly.
AUGUGCAAGAAGAUGGAAAUGACUUCAGAAGAGAUUGUUAGGUAUUUCUACUUCACACUCUUCGUUGUAAUUUGCUCUCUUUGCGACGGAUGCGGGGCCUUGAAAGAGAUGAAAAUCAACGUACCGGAAGCCGCUCUAUCGGGCGACACUGUAACGCUGGCUUGCGACUACAAUCUCGAGGAAGUGGCUUUGUAUUCGAUCAAAUGGUAUUGGAACGACGAGGAGUUUUACAGAUUCGUUCCCAAGGAGUCGCCCCCGUUUCGAGCCUUCACCGUCACGUUCGCCGAUUUUAACGUCGAUAUAUCGAAUUCGGGAUCGACGAGAGUUACUCUCAGGAACAUCAGCAGGGAAAUGACUGGAGACUACAAAUGCGAAGUAUCAGCCGACGCGCCCCGCUUUCACACCGACAUCCAGAGCGCCCACAUGAUAGUUAUAGAUGCGCCGAGGACGAAUCCGACCCUGGAUAUCGAGCCCCUCGAAUCGGCGAUAAAAAUCGAGAUUGGAAAGACCCUGAGAGCCGAGUGCUCUGCCCCGGGGCCCGGGGGGGCCCACCUUUCUCCAAACAUCACGUGGUUCCUUAACGACAAACAGAUAAUUCCCGAUGAGGUUACCAAAAUGUAUCCGGCGCAAUAUCAACUGAACAAAGCGCUGAAUGUAAAACUAUCCAAAUCGAAGAUCGAAAUCAAAACGGGCAAAUCCCACUUCAAAAACGGCGUACUGAAAUUGAAAUGCCAAGCUUCUUUAUUCUCCAUAUGGAAGAACUCCGUGGAUAGAACCAUCAAGGAAGACAGCCCGCUUUCAGCUCCUGUGCUCGGAUCCACGUCAUCGCAAAGCCACACAGAUCAAGUUAUAGAAAUCAUCACGAGCUCGGCGAAGCGCUCUCAUCACACCAGGUACUUGUACAUAAUUUGCUCGUUGGGUUCGCUGUUGUAUUCGAGGUAA